AUGGCAGGAUAUGUCACCGGCGGAUUUGGCCUACAGAUUGUCACGGAGGUAACGUUUUCCUUUUUUAACAUUGUUGUCAACACUUAUAUUGUGCUAGCACACCUCCUUCGGAGAGAAGCAGUUUCAUGUGAUCGACCGACGGGAGUGAUUUUAAUGGACUGUCUGCCUUGGUUGCUGAUGUCAGCUUGGCGUCUGAUCACCAUAGCGUACAGCAGUAAGGCGGUCGUCCAGCAGUCCAACCACACGCUGGAGCUGGUCAACAAACUGCUGCUGGUAUCGCCACAAGGGGACUACGAGCGCCACACAGCUCUGCAGAAGUUCGCCCGCCAGCUGAGCCACAGCAAACUCAGCUACAGCUCUGCAGGAAUUUUCGCCGUUGGCACGCCGCUGCUAACCAGCUGUGUGGCCACCAUCACCACCUACCUAGUGAUCCUCAUACAGUUCUCUCUGGCAGAAAUCACAAAGCAACAAAAUAAUAACAACAGCUGCUGA
Schistocerca cancellata (South American locust) is the source of this 492-nucleotide messenger RNA. Its product is annotated as putative gustatory receptor 28b. Gene Ontology annotation, biological process: sensory perception of taste. Lineage: Eukaryota; Metazoa; Arthropoda; Insecta; Orthoptera; Acrididae. Gene Ontology annotation, cellular component: membrane; neuronal cell body; dendrite. The transcript has a single exon. The record is from RefSeq and is a predicted model, not a curated record. The coding region runs from base 1 to 492 and encodes 163 amino acids.